Molecule: messenger RNA, 651 nt
Organism: Aureobasidium uvarum
Lineage: Eukaryota; Fungi; Ascomycota; Dothideomycetes; Dothideales; Saccotheciaceae
Source: the annotation of a GenBank genome assembly
AACAAAUCAUCCGCCACGAUACAAAUUCGAUCGACCUACGGCGCAGUCCAAUCAGUCAACAAAGAACUUCUAUGCUACUUCUCUCCCUACUAUGCUGCAGCCUUGAAUGGUCGCUUCGCCGAAGCCAAUCAACAGAUCUUCCACGUUGACCUCUCGGGCAAGCAACUCCACGUCUUUACAAACUGGAUCCACACCGGGCGACUCGACCUUCACAGCUGGGAACGAGAGGAUCGUGUGAUGCUUUACAUCUUCGCAGACUUGGUGGACAUAUUGGCUCUCCGUCGUCAAAUCAUGACUGAGAAAGGGACGAUGGAGAGAUAUCGUGAAGUGGGCUUGGUGUUCUUGCAUCUUCCUAGCAGCUCGCCAUUGCGCAGACGAAUCGUAGAUUACUAUGCGAAUCACUGGAAACCUGAGGAUGAUAGAUACGACUCUAUCGGUGCUCUGGAUAUCGCUGUCCAACGCGAAUUUUUCCAAGAGGUUGUGGAAAGCGAAAAUCGAGCAAAGGCCAACAGACAGUGGGGUUGUUCUUGCUGCACCAAUGUGUGUCACUUCCAUGAGCAUGAAUCUGAGCAAGAGUGGUUUGCGACUUGCGGCCAGCUUCCCAAGUCACGAAAACCUGAAAAACAGUACUUCACCAAGGGUGGUGAUUGA